Trifolium pratense (red clover) is the source of this 1733-nucleotide messenger RNA. RefSeq names its product acetyl-coenzyme A carboxylase carboxyl transferase subunit beta, chloroplastic-like. The transcript has 3 exons. The record is from RefSeq and is a predicted model, not a curated record. Gene Ontology annotation, cellular component: acetyl-CoA carboxylase complex. Gene Ontology annotation, molecular function: acetyl-CoA carboxylase activity. Gene Ontology annotation, biological process: fatty acid biosynthetic process. NCBI's taxonomy places the organism in Eukaryota, Viridiplantae, Streptophyta, Magnoliopsida, Fabales, Fabaceae. Bases 179 to 1549 code for a protein of 456 amino acids.
AAUUAAAACAGUAAAGUGGGUUUAUGGUUUAUCCGCCGCUCUUUGUUUUCUCCGCUCUCUCAUUUUCCUCCUAACUCCCAACGGAUUCUUCGAGGUUCAUCUCUUUCUUUUAUACCUUCUUCUUCAGAUCUCUCUUUCCUUCUUUCUCUACAAUUCCAUUUCCACUCUCUCUCUCAAAAUGCAAUCCUCUCUCUCACUCUCCUUGUCUCCCGCAUCAUCUGCCACCACAAUCUCCAGAUCACAUCACUCUUUUCCACUCUCCACCGGCACCAAUCCUCUCAACCUCCGUUUCUGCGGUUUCAGACGCCAGUCCUUGGGUUUAGGUUUUUCAACCUCUCUCAACCGUAAUCUCCACCAGCUUCUCCGUCGUCAAUACUCCGCCGUAGUAUCCGCUGCGCGCUCUGACAAUGGCAGCACUUAUGGAUCAUCCUUCGAUUACGAUUCGUUGAUAACUGGUGCUGGUGUUGGUGGUCACGGUGUGGCUCUUCAUGCUGUUGAAAAGGUUUCUUCUGCUGGGUAUGAUAAACAAGGAAUAGCUGAUUAUGCUAAUAAUCUUGCUUCAAAAUUCCGUAGUAAUUUGACAAACUCCCUAGUGACAGGAGUAGACAUACUUACUGGUUUUGGUAUUGAUGAUACAAAUGACACAAAUGAAGACAAAACAAAUGUUACUAAUCUAGAAAGAUCUAACGAACUCACUGCGAAUAAAGAUUAUAGCCAUUUGUGGGUUCAGUGCGAAGAUUGUUAUGGAUUAAAUUAUAAGAGAUUUUUGAAAGAAAAAAUGAAUAUCUGCGAACACUGUGGAUAUCAUUUGAAAAUGAACAGUUCAGAUAGAAUCGAACUUUUGAUUGAUCCAGGUACUUGGAAUCCUAUUGAUGAAUAUAUGGUCUCUCUGGAUCCCAUCGAAUUUCAUUCAGAAGAGGACCCUUAUCGUCUUGAUCCUUAUCAACAAAAAACAGGAUUACUAGAGGCAGUUCAAACAGGCACAGGUCAACUACAUGGUAUUCCUGUAGCAAUUGGUAUUAUGGAGUUUGAGUUUAUGGGGGGUAGUAUGGGAUCCGUAGUGGGUGAGAAAAUUACUCGGUUGAUUGAAUAUGCUACCAAUCAACGCUUACCUCUUAUUAUAGUAUGUGCGUCCGGAGGAGCGCGUAUGCAAGAAGGAAGUUUGAGCUUAAUGCAAAUGGCUAAAAUUUCUUCUGCUUUACAUGAGUAUCAAACCAAUCAAAAGUUAUUCUAUGUACCGAUACUUACAUCUCCUACAACUGGUGGAGUAACAGCUAGUUUUGGGAUGUUGGGGGAUAUCUGUAUUGUCGAACCAGACGCAACCAUUGCAUUUGCAGGUAAAAGAGUAAUUGAACAAACGUUGAAUCUGGAAGUGCCUGAAGGUUCACAAUCGGCUGAAUUUUUAUUCGAAAAGGGUUUAUUUGAUUCAAUGGUGCCGCGUAAUCUUUUAAAGGAGGUUUUAAGUGAGUUAUUUCAGUUCCAUGGUUUCUUUCCUUUGACUCCAAAUGAAAAAGGAGAAGAUACAUAUGAAGCUGAAAAUGUGGUUUAGAAAGAAGUGUUUUUUAUUGUUUGGCAGUUAAUUUGUAGAUUAUUUACAUAAAUUCUUCUUUGUGCUGAAUAUUUUUAUUUUAGAUCAUGAUCAAAUGACACCAAGGUGUCAAAUGAACCUUGACACCAAAUCCUAUCCUUUGAUUUAUGUUAAUCCAAUGGAUGAUAUUAAUUCACUUAGGUUA